AUUUCAAUUAAUAAUAAUAAAAUAUAGAAAGAAUAAAAUAAAAUAAAUAGCAACUAAACGCUUUAUAAAGCUCUUAAGCCAAAGAAUAUAAAACGUGUGUCAUACAAAUUAUAAAAAGAAAAUAAACGUGUUGUAAAAAUACCACAAGCUUUAGCAAUAAUAAAAACAAAUUAUCAAAAAAAUUUGUUGGAAAAAACUCAAAGUAAAUUAAUGAAAAUCAUGGUAAUAAAAAUGCAAAAUAUGAGAUUAAUUUUGACAGUGGUGAUGCUCAGCCUAUUGGCCACCACUUAUGCGAUUUCCAGUACCUGGGGUAAUAUAUCAAAUUCCGCCCAGUUGCUGCAUGCAGAGCAAAUAUUCAAUGCUUCAUCGACGGGGAAAUAUGUGACUCAUGAAAUUAAAUUUCCCAAAAAUGGCAUUGGUAAUGGUCGCAUUAUCACCGGCAUCAGAGCAUUCGAUCAGGUGACAAACGGUACGGGUGGACAUGCAACCAUUUAUUCGGGUGGACCUGGUUUCAAUUUUGUCAACAUCAAACUACAGUCACAAUACAAUUAUGGUCUAAUGUUCCGUGUAGAAAUUUAUGGCAAAUAACAAAAAUAAUUUUAAAUAAUAAUAAAAAUAAUGUGUGUUUUUUAUUACUUAUACUUAAAUUUAAAAUAAAAUAAAAGAACAAUAUUUAAUUA
This is a messenger RNA of Calliphora vicina (urban bluebottle blowfly), 680 nucleotides long. Its product is annotated as probable salivary secreted peptide. NCBI's taxonomy places the organism in Eukaryota, Metazoa, Arthropoda, Insecta, Diptera, Calliphoridae. The transcript is spliced from 2 exons. The record is from RefSeq and is a predicted model, not a curated record. Bases 211 to 588 code for a protein of 125 amino acids.